Clavispora lusitaniae ATCC 42720 is the source of this 6186-nucleotide messenger RNA. It is a transcript of the gene FAS1, whose product is annotated as tetrafunctional fatty acid synthase subunit. Gene Ontology annotation, biological process: long-chain fatty acid biosynthetic process. Gene Ontology annotation, molecular function: enoyl-[acyl-carrier-protein] reductase (NADH) activity; [acyl-carrier-protein] S-acetyltransferase activity; [acyl-carrier-protein] S-malonyltransferase activity. The record is from RefSeq and is a predicted model, not a curated record. Gene Ontology annotation, cellular component: fatty acid synthase complex. Lineage: Eukaryota; Fungi; Ascomycota; Pichiomycetes; Serinales; Metschnikowiaceae.
AUGACAACCACACAUCGCCCCUUUUCGCUUUCCCAUGGCUCGAUAGAGUUCACCACAUUGGUGCCUACCAAUCUUUUCUUCAAAUAUUCCCAGUUGAAGGAACUGUUUGCCAAAACAUUGCCUGUUGCGACCGAAGGAUUUGCCUCGGAUGACGAGCCAGCAUCUCCUGCCGAAUUGUACGCCAAGUUUGUUGGUUUUACAGCAUCUUUGGUCGACCCAGACUCGCCUGGCGAGUUCAGCGAGAUCUUGGCGUUGGUUUUGCAAGAGUUUGAGUCGGGCUUUUUCCCAGAGUCGGACAUCCACACUUUUGCGGCCCAAUUGCUUGCGGACGAGACGUACCCAACUACAUCUUUGAAGGUCAAGGGCGUUAUCAAGAACUACUUUGACGCGGUGAUCAGAGCCAACGCAGAGAUUCCUAAGCGUUCGUCGGAAUUGUUGAAAGCUUCCGGUGCCAAGUUGGCCAAGCUGUUUGCCAUCUUUGGCGGCCAGGGCAACACUGAUGACUACUUUGAAGAGUUGCGCGAGUUGAACCACAUGUACCACGGCUUAAUCACCGACUUGCUUGCCCAAGUGGCUUCCCGUUUGUCUGGCUUGGUCAAGACCACCGAAAACGUCGACAAAAUCUACACCCAGGGCUUUGACAUCCUCAACUGGUUGCUGAGCCCCGACCAGACCCCAGACCAGGACUACUUGUUGUCUGUGCCCGUGUCGUGCCCCUUGAUUUGCGUCAUCCAAUUGGCCCACUACGUGGUUACCUGUAAGACAUUGGGCGUUUCCCCAGGUGAGUUCAGAGACCAUCUUGUGGGCGCCACAGGCCACUCGCAAGGUCUUGUCACCGCCGUGGCUAUUGCCAGCUCCGACUCUUGGGACUCCUUCUACGAGAAUGCCUUGAAAGCCGUCACCUUGUUGUUCUUCAUUGGUUCUCGUUGUUUGAUGGCUUACCCACGUACCACAUUGCCUCCAACCAUGUUGCAAGACUCUUUGGAGAACGGCGAAGGCCGUCCGCUGCCCAUGUUGUCUGUGCGUGACUUGUCUCGUGAACAGGUGGAGAAGUUUAUUGCUACCACCAACGAGCACUUGCCAGCAGACAAACGUGUGGCCAUUUCUUUGGUCAACGGUGGCCGCAACUUGGUUGUUUCCGGUCCUCCAGAGUCGCUUUACGGUCUUAACGUGACCCUUAGAAACAACAAGGCUCCUUCUGGUUUGGACCAGGCCCGUAUCCCUCACUCAGAGCGUAAGUUGAAGUUCUCCAACCGGUUCUUGCCUAUCUUUGCUCCGUUCCACUCGCACUUGUUGGAGCCUGCUACAGACAUGAUUUUGGCCGACAUUGAGGCUGAAAAAUUGGCCUUCUCGGCCAAGGAUCUCCGCAUUCCUGUUUUUGAUACCUACUCGGGCGAAAACUUCCAAGAGUCUGCUGGCGACGUCACUGACCGUGUUGUGCAAUGCAUCACCCAGCUUCCAGUCCACUGGGAACAAGCCACCGCCUUUGAGGCCACCCACUUGUUGGACUUUGGUCCAGGUGGUGUUUCCGGUGUUGGUGUGUUGACCCACCGUAACAAGGAGGGUACUGGUGCACGUGUGAUUAUCGCUGGUGCUCUUGACAAUGCUGUGGACGACGACUAUGGCUUCAAGCAAGAGCUCUUCAACCGUACUGCUGGCUCCAUCAAAUGGGCGCCAAACUGGUUGAACGAGUACAAGCCUAAGUUGGCCAAGAACUCGGCCGGUAAGGUUUACGUGGACACUAAGUUCUCCCGUUUGCUCGGCCGUGCACCUUUGAUGAUCCCUGGUAUGACUCCAACCACCGUCAACACCGAGAUUGUCAGCGCCGCCAUCAACGCUGGCUACCACAUCGAGUUGGCUGGAGGUGGUUACUUCCACGCCGCCGGCAUGGAGCAGGCAUUGAAGGAAGUGUCGGAACAAAUCAAGCCUGGUUGCGGUAUUGGCAUCAACUUGAUUUACGUCAACCCAAGAAUGUUGCAGUGGGGUAUUCCUUUGAUUAAGGAGUUGCGUGACAAGGGCUUCCCUAUCCAGUCUUUGGCCAUCGGUGCCGGUGUGCCAUCUUUGGAGGUCGCCACCGAGUACAUUGAGACUUUGGGCUUGACCCACUUGGGCUUGAAGCCUGGCUCCAUCGAGUCGAUUAAUGCGGUCAUCACUAUCGCCAAGGCCCACCCAACUUUCCCUAUUGUCUUGCAAUGGACUGGUGGAAGAGGUGGUGGUCACCACUCGUUCGAGGACUUCCACCAGCCAAUCUUGCAGAUGUACGCCAAGAUCAGAAAGUGCUCCAACAUUGUGUUGGUGGCUGGUUCCGGUUUCGGUUCUGACGAAGACACUUACCCAUACUUGACCGGAUCCUGGUCCGCCAAGUUCAAGUACCCACCUAUGCCAUUCGAUGGUGUUUUGUUUGGUUCCCGUGUCAUGACUGCCAAGGAAGCUCACACUUCUUUGGAGGCCAAGCAACUCAUCACUCAAUGUACUGGUGUCUCUGACGAGCAAUGGGAAAGCACAUACAAGAAGCCUACUGGUGGUAUCAUUACCGUCAGAUCGGAAAUGGGUGAGCCAAUCCACAAGAUUGCUACCCGUGGUGUUAUGUUGUGGAAGGAAUUGGACGACACCAUUUUCAACUUGCCAAAGAACAAGAUGCUCGAGGCCUUGGCCAAGAAGAAGGACUACAUCAUUGGUAAGUUGGACAAGGACUUCCAAAAGCCUUGGUUUGCCCGUAACGCCAGCGGUGUGUGCGACUUGGAGGACAUGACCUACCAAGAAGUUGCCAACCGUAUGAUUGAGUUGAUGUACGUGAAGAAGCACGCCCGUUGGUCCGACAUUUCCUUGCGUAACUUCUUUGGUGACUUUUUGAGAAGAGUUGAGGAGAGAUUCACCACUAAGGCUGGCCAAGAAUCCUUGGUCCAGAACUACGCACAAUUGACCUCUUCUCCUCAAGAGUUCACCGACAAGUUCUUCGAGUCUUUCCCUGCCGCUAAGGAGCAAUUGAUCUCCGAAGAGGACUGUGACUUUUUCUUGCUCUGCUGCGCCAGACCUUUCCAAAAGCCAGCUCCUUUCGUUCCUGUUUUGGAUGAGAGAUUUGAAUUCUUCUUCAAGAAGGACUCUUUGUGGCAAUCCGAGAACUUGGAGACCGUUGUUGACGAGGAUGUUCAAAGAACUUGUAUUCUUCAUGGUCCUGUUGCUGCCCAAUUUACCAACAAGGUGAAUGAGCCAAUCAAGGAGAUCAUGGACAACAUCCACGAGGGCCACAUCGCCAAGUUGAUCAAGGACGAGUACAACGGUGACGCCUCCAAGAUUCCUGUUGUUGAGUACUUCGGUGGUAAGUCCCCUGUUGCCUUGAAAAAGGUUUCAGGUGUUGUUGUCGAAGAGUCUGGUUCCACCGUCACUUACAAGAUUGGCUCCAUUGUUCCAGACAAGCAGGAAUGGCUCGAUUUGUUGGCUGGACCUAAGUUGAACUGGUUGCAGGCUUUGAUCUCCACCGACAGAAUUGUUCAGGACAAGAACUUCACCAGCAACUCUGUUCAUGACGUGUUGAGCCCUGCUGCCAACAUCACUGUGACUGUCGAAAACUACGAUGAUGCUAAGAAGACCAAGCUUUCCGUUUACGAAGCUGUUCAAGGCGACAUGAAGCAAGUUGUUGAGAUUAAAUUGAACAAGGACUCGCUUAUUGAAUUGUCUUUGAUUGAACACAGAACCGCUGACGGAAAGGCUGUUGCCUUGCCUUUCUUGUACACUUACAAGCCAGAAGAUGGUUUUGCUCCUAUUGUCGAAGUCAUGGAGGGCAGAAACAACAGAAUCAAGGAGUUCUACUGGAAGUUGUGGUUCGGCCACUCUGUUCCUGUGGACUUUGACAUCAAUGUCAACGAAGUGAUUCCAGGUGAUGAAGUUACUGUCACCGGUAAGGACAUUUCCGAGUUCACCCACGCCAUUGGUAACACUUGUGAAGCCUUUGUCCCAAGACCAGGCAAGCAGACUUUGGCUCCUAUGGACUUUGCCAUUGUUGUUGGUUGGAAGGCCAUCAUGAUGGCCAUUUUCCCAAAGACUGUUGAUGGAGACUUGUUGAAGUUGGUGCACUUGUCCAACGGAUACAGAAUGGUCCCAGGUGCUGCUCCUUUGAAGAAGGACGAUGUUGUCACCACCAACGCUGUCAUUAACGCUGUCUUGAACCAGCCUUCUGGUAAGAUGGUCGAGGUUGUUGGCACCAUUUACAGAGACUCCAAGCCAGUGAUGGAAGUCACCUCGCAAUUCUUGUACAGAGGUGAGUACGUUGACUUCGAGAACACCUUCCAAAAGGUGAGCGAAGACCCAGUCCAGGUUGCCUUGAAGUCUGCCAAGGAUGUUGCCAUCUUGAGAUCCAAGGAAUGGUUCCACUUGGAAGAGAACAUUGACUUGUUGGGCAAGGUUUUGACCUUCAGAUGUAACUCUACCUACUACUUCAAGUCUGCUCAAGUGUACUCAGAGAUUAACACCACUGGUGACGUUUACUUGGAAUUACCUACCAAGGAAGUUAUCAGAGUUGGUGUUGUUGAGUACGAGGCUGAUGUGUCGUAUGGUAACCCAGUCACCGAUUACUUGGCUAGACACGGUAACACCAUUGAGCAAGCCGUUAAGUUCGAGAACGCCAUCCCAAUUUCUUCUGGUGAAGAAUUGACCUCCAAGGCUCCUUCUACCAACGAGCCUUACGCCAAGGUUUCGGGUGACUACAACCCUAUCCACGUUUCCAGAGUUUUCGCUGCUUACGCUAGAUUGCCUGGUACCAUCACCCAUGGUAUGUACUCUUCUGGUUCUAUCAGAGCCUUGGUUGAAGAGUGGGCCGCCAACAGUAUCGCUCUGAGAGUGAGAGCUUUCAAGGCCAACUUUGUUGGCAUGGUUUUGCCAAACGACCAAUUGCAAACCACUUUGGAGCACAUUGGUAUGAUCAACGGUCGUAAGAUCAUCAAGGUCGAGACCAAGAACAUCGAAACCGAUGCUCCUGUUUUGGUUGGUGAAGCCGAAAUUGAACAACCAGUGACCACCUAUGUCUUCACUGGUCAAGGUUCUCAAGAGCAAGGCAUGGGUAUGGACUUGUACAACUCUUCUGAAGUUGCCAGAGAAGUUUGGGACAAGGCCGACCGUCACUUUGUCAACAACUACGGUUUCUCCAUUCUUGACAUUGUCAAGAACAACCCUAACGAGUUGACCAUCCACUUUGGCGGUGCCAAGGGUAGAAAGAUCAGAGAGAACUAUAUCUCUAUGAUGUUCGAGACCAUUGGCGAAGACGGUGAAAUCAAGUCUGAGAAGAUCUUCAAGGACAUUGACCACACCACCACCUCGUACACUUUCAUGUCUCCAACAGGUUUGUUGUCUGCUACUCAGUUCACUCAACCAGCCUUGACCUUGAUGGAGAAGGCUUCUUACGAAGACAUCAAAUCUAAGGGCUUGGUUCCUUCUGAUGUUAUGUUCGCUGGUCACUCUUUGGGUGAAUACUCCGCAUUGUCUUCUUUGGCUAAUGUUAUGCCAAUUGAAUCUUUGGUGGAUGUUGUUUUCUACAGAGGUAUGACCAUGCAAGUUGCUGUGCCAAGAGACGAAUUGGGCAGAUCAAACUACGGUAUGUGUGCCGUUAACCCAACCAGAGUCAACCCAACUUUCAACGACGCUGCGUUGAGAUUUGUUGUUGAUGAGGUUUCCGCCAAGACUGGUUGGUUGUUGGAGAUUGUCAACUACAACGUUGAGAACACUCAAUACGUUACUGCUGGUGACUUGAGAGCAUUGGACACUUUGACCAACGUCUUGAACGUCAUCAAGAUGAACAAGAUUGAUAUUGUCAAGUUGCAGCAACAAUUGUCCUUGGACGAGGUCAGAGACCACUUGAAGGAAAUCAUUUCCGAGGUUUCUGCGCAAUCCUUGGCCAAGCCACAACCAAUCGACUUACAGAGAGGUUUCGCUGUUAUUCCAUUGAAGGGAAUUUCCGUGCCAUUCCACUCGUCGUACUUGAUGUCUGGUGUUAAGCCAUUCCAAAGAUUUUUGUGCAAGAAGAUUCCAAAGUCUUCUGUCAAGCCUCAGGAUUUGAUUGGCAAGUAUAUUCCUAACUUGACCGCCAAGCCAUUCCAAAUUACAAAGGAAUAUUUCCAAGAGGUUUACGAGUUAACCAAGUCUGACAAGAUCAAGUCUAUCAUCGACAACUGGGAAUCGUUCGAGAAGGCUUAA